Messenger RNA from Bursaphelenchus xylophilus (pine wood nematode), 2103 nucleotides. NCBI's taxonomy places the organism in Eukaryota, Metazoa, Nematoda, Chromadorea, Rhabditida, Aphelenchoididae. The record is from the annotation of a GenBank genome assembly.
AUGCAAUCUAACAGUAGAACGCAUCUUUCGAGGGUAUCAAAGGCAGAUUCGUCCAUUUCACGGAAGAAUGUAUUAUUCGUUCCUGGAUCUGCCAAGUCUGGUGCUGAUGAACCACUAGAUCCUUCGCCAUCGUGUUCAACAAUCGCGGGACUGUCCCCAAAAAAGUCAGCUCGAAAACCGAAAGAGAAGCUGCAGAAACGAGCAGCAACACAGUGGGGAAUUGAGGAAAUAAUUAUAUUUUAUGAAGCCCUGAAGGAGGUAAGUGUUUCAAACCUUCGUUUUGAAUGUCAUUUGGAUAAUUUAAGUAUUAUACGUGUUUCAGAACGGAAAAAAUUUUGAGCAAAUCUCGUAUUAUCUUGAAAAGAAGAAGUACGUUCGAGACAAGGAUCAAAUUAAGAAUUUCUAUUACAAUACCUACAAGAUGUACAAAGAGAAGGCCGGUAUUACUGAUGAGGAAUGGGAUGGGGCUCCGCAUGGGGCGAGAGAAUUAUUUAUUGUUCUGAAUGCGUUAGAAUGGAAGAAACGAACUUCGAACGGAGUGAUUCAGCCUCAGAAGUUUAAGUCUUUAGUCUUAACUGGAUCUGCCGUCCUCAAAAUCCCUCAAAAAAGAAGUUCGAUAACAAUAAAAACGCCUUCUUGUGUUGCUUUUCACAAAUACUUUCCUUGUAGGUUUUCUUUACUAUUUAUUGGUAAUAAUUUUAGCCUUAAGACAAUAUGCCCGUGCGCCUCAGACCGUCUCGGUAUUUUUGACGCCCUAUUCGUACACAUCUAAACAUUAUGUGAAUACGAAAUGUGAAGUUAAUCCUAUUCUUAAUGUGAAUAUUCCUUGUGGGGCUUCUUUAUCUCAAUUAUUUGAUUUUCUAGAACAAAAGUGGCAAUUUUGCGAAGGAGAAGUGAGUCCGAUAAUGUCUUUGUAUAAGGUCGUGUUUAGGAAAUAACAUCUCGACCGAUAAUUCGAUUGUAUUCUCCAGACGAUUUUAAGCCGAGCUUGGUCGAAUUAAGAUUUGCGAAAGAAACAAUUCCGUCUUUGAAUUCGUUAAAGCAGAUUCGAAAGAAGAACAAAGAAGAUCGGGCUGAAUAUCUGGACUUUGGUGAUAUUUUUAAAAAUGGAAUCGACAGAACAAAUUGCCACACUCUCAACUUCCUGCAGCUUUUUUUGUUUGUACGUGGUUUAUACGGUUGGUUGAACCACUCAUCGGGUUUCUUUUAAUCUGAGUAUAUCCCUGAUGACUUUAAUACGUCUUAUUGCAGUUCAAUGAGAGCGAGAAGAUAACUUUGAGAUAUGAGAUUGCAUGUGACACGGAACGCGUUAAUUGUUUCGAGAAACUGAAUGAACUCUUUGUUGAAUGUGAUGAUAUUUUUGCCGAACUUAAGAUGGACAAGCGAUUCAAGGAAUUUUCGGAGAGUUCUGAAGGCCUUCCAUCGAAACGACAGCCCAAUAAAAGAUUGGCCGAAGUAGUUUGUAAUCAAGGGAAUGUGGUUGACAAUGAAAGAAAUAUGUUUGUAAAACAACUUGCGAUGCUGCGAAAGACCGGACGGGAUAAUAAGAAAAGAAAAGGUGCUCCAAAUAUGGUAAGAUUUCUUUCUGUAACUAUUUUCUGAAUAUUUUUUUAGCCACGCCAAAGCCCCUCUCCGUCUACCUCGAAAGAAAUGCCCACGGACUUUUCUCCAAUUGGUGGGCAAAGUGUCUCUGUGGCUGAAUUUGCAACCAGCACAGAGUCGGCUCAACAGCCUGUUCAUGUUCAACUUGAGUGUUUCGAGCAACCCUUGGAAUUCGAUGAUGACCCUCAUGAGGAUCGCCAGUUCUUCGAAAUGCAAAGUUACCCAGUAUGUUUUGUUUUUGUUGUAUUUUUCUUAUUAAAACUGUUUAUUUUAUUUACUGUGUAGCGGUUGGAAGGGAUUCCCGGAUCCAGCAAUACAUUCGACCAAAUCCUGAACGAACCAGGCCAUCCGGAAUUUAUGUCCCCAUCCAAAAGUUUACUGGAUGACACGUUCCAUUUAUUCGACUCCAUGAUGGAUGUAAAUAGCUGUGAUUUAAUCGCAAACUUCUCUCAGUUGGUAAAUCAUAUGAAUGAUUCACAAAGUCAGUUCUCGAAUUUGUGA